Messenger RNA from Centropristis striata (black sea bass), 7266 nucleotides. It is a transcript of the gene onecut1, whose product is annotated as one cut homeobox 1. Gene Ontology annotation, molecular function: RNA polymerase II cis-regulatory region sequence-specific DNA binding; DNA-binding transcription factor activity, RNA polymerase II-specific. The transcript has 2 exons. Gene Ontology annotation, biological process: regulation of transcription by RNA polymerase II. The record is from RefSeq and is a predicted model, not a curated record. Bases 349 to 1710 code for a protein of 453 amino acids. Gene Ontology annotation, cellular component: nucleus. Lineage: Eukaryota; Metazoa; Chordata; Actinopteri; Perciformes; Serranidae.
CAGGGGCUGGAGACACACAACUAGAGAGAUGGCGCGGCACCCGACCGGAGCGCAAGGACAGCUGGUUGGCGGUGGGGGGGCUUGAAUUAUAAAGAGAAUCAGAAAAUUAAUUUAAAAAGGGGGGAAAAACAAGAAAAAUAUCGAGAAGAAGAAAAGGAUUCGGGGAAGGAGUUUGUGCAGGACAGCGUCAGAGGUAGGAGAAUAUAUAUAUGAUUAUCAGGACAGACAGCUGAAGCAGGCUGCUGCAAAGAAAAAAGCAACAAAAGAGAAUUGAACUUUCCUGGACGUGAGGACUUCUGGACAUCAGCUAGAUCACAUAGAUGGUUUGUCCACAGCGCUGCCCGGAUCAUGAACGCCCAGCUGUCGAUGGAGAAUAUUGGCGACCUGCACGGAGUGAGCCAUGAGUCCGUGGCCGGUCACGGGGAGCUGCUGAGUGGCCACAGUCCGCAUGCCCGUCCGAGCCCCCGGGGUCUCAGCCACCGCGCUAUGGGCAUGGCGACCCUGCUGGACAGCGGAGACUAUCACCCCGGACACCACGGACACCUGCACCCGGCCAUCAGCAUGUGCGAAGCCCCCCCUGGCAUGAGUGCAAGCAGCACUUACACCACCCUAACCCCCCUGCAGCCCUUACCCCCCAUCUCCACCGUGUCCGACAAGUUUCCUCCCCAUCAUCACCACCACCACCACCAUCCCCAUCAUCCGCACCACCAUCCGCACCAGAGGAUCCCCGGGAAUGUUAGCGGCAGCUUUACGUUGAUGCGCGAGGACCGGAGUCUGGCGCCUAUGAACAGUCUGUAUCCCGCAUAUCAUCACAAGGAUCCCUGCAUGGGCCAGAGCCUGUCCCCGCUGUCUGGUUCCGGUCUGGCCAGCAUACACACGUCCCAGGCCGGCAUCCCUCCCUACGCUCACCCCGGUGCCGCCAUGCCCGGAGAGAAGAUGCUCACCCCCAGCGGGUUCGAGGCUCACCACCCGGCCAUGCUCGGCAGACACACAGAGCAGCACAUGAGCUCGUCGCCGGGCAUGGUACAAAUCAACGGCCUCCACCACCACCCGCACGCCCACCUUGGCGCACAGGGGCACGGCCAGGGGCUGGGGAACAGCCGGGAGCAGGCCUCCGGGCCCGGGCAGCAAGGGGGCGGCGGUGGAGGGGGUGGUGUUUCUGGGGGCCAGAUGGAGGAGGUGAAUACCAAAGAGGUGGCGCAGAGGAUCACCACGGAGCUGAAGCGCUACAGCAUCCCUCAGGCCAUCUUUGCCCAGCGGGUCCUGUGCAGGUCCCAAGGGACCCUGUCCGACCUGCUGAGAAACCCCAAACCCUGGUCCAAACUCAAGUCCGGUAGAGAGACCUUCCGCCGCAUGUGGAAAUGGCUGCAGGAGCCUGAGUUCCAACGCAUGAGUGCGCUCAGGCUCGCAGGUGAGCGAAGCCUCGCAUGUAAGCGUAAGGAACAAGACCACGGCAGAAGUGAGCGGGGGAGCGUCUCCAAGAAGCCCCGGCUGGUGUUCACAGAUGUGCAGCGGCGGACGCUCCACGCCAUCUUCAAGGAGAACAAGCGUCCAUCCAAAGAGCUGCAGAUCACCAUUGCCCAGCAGCUGGGCCUGGAGCUGGCCACGGUCAGCAACUUCUUUAUGAACGCACGCCGCCGGAGCCUAGACAAGUGGGUGGACGACGGCUCCGGACACCCGAUCAACUCUGGCCCCUGCACCAAAGCCUGAAGACGGACUGAUUUGACCAACUCAUGGACUGACUCAACCUCGGUGGAAAAGCUUUAAAACUUAAGAGAAACAAAGAGAAACUUAAAAAGACCUUGAAGCAACAUUUGCCCUUAAACCUGUACUAUAUUGAUAUUUAUAGUAUCCAAAGAUGAAAAAACAAACCAAAGACUUCUUGUUUGACCUGCUUUGAAAUGUUUGUUUCAGCAACACAUUUACGUGUAACAUACUGCAAAAAGACUAUAGUUUUACCCCCCCUUCCCACACACUCACUGUCACUGGUCUCUAGCUUUACUACACCCUUCCCCACCCAGUAUCAAUCUAUCAUUCACCAUCCUUAUCUUUAAUCUGAUUGGUUGGUUUUAAUGAUGGGUCUCUAUAUGGAGGUUUUAAUCAGCCUAUUGGCAGUCUGAUCUGCAGCUGUCCACACCCUUGAAAAACAGCCAGAAUGUGGAGCUCCAGUGGGAUUGGCCAAUCAACGUUAAAGACAUUUAAAAAAUCCUACAGGAGCGACUGGAUUGUUGUGCAACCUUGCUUGGAUCGUGGCGGUGGACUGUCUGUCUGUCCAGCGGUCUGUCUUUCUAUCAAGCAUUCCAGACAGACAUGCGUAGACUGCUAACCCAAAACCAAAAAUACCCCUGAACCAAACCAAAAACAAAACCCCACAUGGUAGUGCUUUCUUCCAACAUGCUGAAGCGUUGAAUAAUUUAACCAAGAGAAACCAAAGCCUUCUACACCCUGAAGCCUCUCAUGCAUCUUAGAAAUACAACCACUUGCUAUGAAGUAAUUUGACCAAAGAGUAUAUUUUGUAGCUGAUAAUCUUAAAGAGUGUUUGUACGUCAUUUCCUCCCUUACCUCCUGAUACAGACUGUUAGUGAGGCGCCACAAAGAAGAGAAUCUCACUGCUUAUGCUUCAUCUUGAGUUAUAUAUUCCCUGCUAACAGAAAUAUUAUAUCACACAACCCUGAAAAUUAAAACUAUUAACAUUUGCCUUAUAGAUGCCUUUUUGAAUCAAACUAAAUAUUCAAGUUAUAUCUUCGCAAAAACUUGUGUGAAUGUUGCUGUAAAUGUGAAGAUGAAUCAUUAAUCAUAACUAAUGCCCACAGAUUUCAUGUUUAUGUAUUUAAAUACCAGCAGCUGGCAAAGAAAAACUAAUCCAGUCAGUAGUGUGUUUUCUGCUGGCUCUCAUGCUGUGGUUGUGACAGACGGCCUGUGAUGGGUUUUUUUUUAGUGUCACCUCUCAAAUAAUAAGCAUCAGCAUCCCUGUACUUGAUUUUAUCUCCUCAUCAAAGAUGUUGGGUAGAGGUGAUGAUAUCAAUGAUCAAAUCACUUUCAGGCGCUCACACAGCAAUGUCAGCUCGUCACCUGAAUACGAAAGCACCCCACCCUGCCUGUUGCCAAUCCCCAGACCCCUCCUCCACCUCCACCCCCACCCCUCCCCUCCGCUGCCUUUCGCUCCCCUGGUAAGCUAUGCAUUUCAGCACUAGGAGGAAAGCACUACACAGGGCUGGCCCAGGGUGGCGCAUCAUUAAACAUAUUGAGCUGGCCCCUUGCCGUCAUCCUCCUCAUGGCCAGGGUUAGCAGCUCUACAUUCAUCAGAACAAGCGCUGAAGGAGAGGCGAGAGGGAGCUGCUUCUUCAACCUCAGAAAGAAAAACCAAAAAAGACGACAAGAAACAAAAAAAAUGUGUCAAGACCUGCUGGUGUUUUAUAGUGUGAACCAAAGAUGCUACCUCACUCAAGUUCCAUACGUGAUUUCUAUCACUUUGAUGAUACCAAAGAUAACCAAAGAUUUUUUCUCAUUGCACGGCCUCUGUGAGUGGUGUUAAAAGAUGUUGUAUGUCUCCCCUCCCCCCCAAUCUCCUCUUUCUCUCUUCCUUUCGUCUCCCCUUUCUCCCCCUCCCACCUGCACUCAACCCAUGCACCCCUGCUAUGCGUGCUCUUGCUUCAUCUGUGCUCUGAUUACAGCUCCAUAGAUAGUCGUGCUGAUGUAGCUAUAGGCAGAUAUGCUGAUCUAGCCACAGAUACACACAAGCGGCCGUGCAGGUGCCUGCAGGGGGGACAGCCGACUCGCUGGCAAUGUGAUCAGUCUUUCUUUUUGCUAGGUAGCAGUACCAAAGGAUUCAUUUCUACCACAAAAUGUAAAAGCUGACAUUGUGGCUAUAUAAAAAAUGUUUGGUUAAUGAUUAAAGGAAUAUAUAUCUCCCCAAAAUAAUUGAUUUUUAUAUCAGUUACUCACAGUGUGUCAGCUUGAAUUUGUGAAGGGAACUUUGUUUUUCUCGCAUGCCCCCACAGUGAACAGAUCAGGUAACAGAAAAUUAUUGAAGAGUUUAAGUCUAUGGGGGACAAGUUUAACAACAUCAAAACUAUAUCAAAACACAUCAUGCAGUGUAAUCCAAGUCUCAUUUAUUCAGUCGUAUGGUCACUUCUUCUCAAACAUGUCAUUUUGCUAUAACCUUACUAUUUAAAUAGUAAAGUUUUAGUGUGUUUGGGGAUAAGUGAGUAUAUGACUGGAUACAUGAGACUGCACAAUUUGUGUACGAGUUUGUAAAUUUAUGUUUUUAUAUAGUGUUAAUGCAUCUUCCAUUUACUUAAAUGCAUCAAAAUCUUCUCUGUUUUUGGAUUUUAUGUUCACUUUAGAGUCAUAAGAGAAAAAUAAUGUCUUCUUCAGGAAUUCAGGGUAACACGGAGUGAGUAACUGAUAUACAAAUGAUCAUUUUGGGUCUGAAGUAUUCCUUUCAUUCAAAACAAUCAAUGUGAAGUGAGCUAGGUACAGUACCCUCCUCGGCCCUGCCUCUUAGUGUGUAUCUAUAGGUUGAUUUUAUUGAUUCACCAUAUAGGUCAGACGUCUUCAUGUGAUAGUAGACAGACAAGCUGACAUAGCAAUGGGCAGAGUUGUUGACUCAACUAUAGGCAGACAUGUUCCUGAAAGUAGAAGCAGACGUGUUGCAAUCUUUCUAAAAACUCCCAGGACGAGUGCCUUGCUUGAACCAAAGUGUUAAACCGCUGUUGACCUCUCACCUUUGACUCUGUGAAUACCUCAGCCUGUAGAAGGGCCACUACUGAAGAAACAAGGAAAAGGUUGUUUUUUUUCUUAUUGUUUUUUUGUUCUGUUUUUUAAAUCACACCGUGGUGCUUUCGCCAGCGCAACCAUGCAAUGAAAACAUACCAAAGGAAUUUUCUCUUGUCCACUUCUACAGAUAAAACCAAAGGUCUUUGUUUCUCCUCUCCCCUGCCCCAUUUAAUCCCUCCAUCCCUCCUUCCCCCCUCAACCUUCCUCAUCUCUCUGCUGUGUGUAGGAAGGUUCAGCACUCUGGCCGUGCAUGUCUUUACCAAUGUCUCUGAAUACCUCAUAGUAAUAAUUCCUUUGAGUUCUGCAUUGAGACGUCUAUCUGUGAGUAAGGCAGAACUCCACUCAUGUGGUAACUGUUAUUGUUACUUCAAAAAGCUGUAUGAUUAUCUAUUUUGAAGUUGUUGGUUGUAUUUUUUUUGGCAGAAGUGCUCUGAUUCAAGUCACGGAGGACAAGUUUCAGGGUUGAUGUAUGAAACUUAAGGGAUGGAGGGAGAAGCGUAUUUUUUAUCAGACAUUGGGUUAUGCCAAUAUUAUGAUGGUAGACUAUUGCUUUUACAGGGUAAAACCAACUGCUGUGAUAUUGUGUUUAUAUUUUCCCUUUUCUCUACUUCUGUGUUGUGAUUUUAAUUUAAUUGCAUUUUUGUAAUGGUUAACCACUGCUUUAAUUUAUGCAUUUGUAGAAACUCUAGAUUUGUAUAUAGUAGGUUUUUGAAAAAAACAAACAAAAAAAGACAGUUUUAUGUUACAGCCUUAUUUCCCAUGCUUAGAUAUAAAAAGGAGUAGUUUGUAUUCUUCUUCAGCUAAAUCCUAGCCGGCAUUUCAAUGUGUGUUUUAAACACUGCCAGAAACCCAGACAGUUGAUUUGCCAAUGCAGACAAAGUUAUACAGGAGCUACUUUGUUGAACAGCUGGCAAAAAGCAGUGUGUACGUGUGUGUGUUUUUUCUAUUCUUUUGACUUUUUAAAAAAAACGGUUAUUUUAUGGGUAUUACUGCACAUCCAAAGAUUUUUAAAACAAACCAAAAAUUGGAAAAAAAUAUGUAUAAUGUUGAAAAGCACUGGCAUUUGUGAGGUAGACUUGUUGAGUUUUGAUUUGCCAUUCGCACGGGUAUAGAAUGUAGAAGGCGUAGGGCUAUGUAGACAAGCUUACUCUACCAUGUGGGGAAUCUCCUGUUCAAUGUACAAUCUGAAGCAUUUGAAACGAGGGCUGCAAGUCCCGCUCACUUUGCUGUCUCAUGCACAGAGUGAGGUGGAGUGGAGGCUGGGCAGCCGGUCUGCCAGGGGCUGUGCCACGGAGCUGGGUCUGUUUUUAUUGCCGUGGCACUGCCGCCUCGCUCCAUCUAGUAUCUGUUCUUUUGGUACGUACUCUUGUAAUGACUAUGAGCAAAGUCUAAUAAAACUGCAAAGAACCUUACCAAGGAAUCAGCGUGAGUGUGUAUGGGGGACGAUCACCUGCUCAUUUCUUUUUCUGUGUGUGGAUGAGCGUGUGCUUAAUUGCAUGUGUUUCUUUACUAUGUGUUGGUCCAUUGUUAGAAUCUGUAUGUCCUGUUGGUGUGUAUGCAUGUGUGCAACUGAUUGGUGCAGUUUGACUCCCUCUGGUUGUCAGAGGCCUUACUGUUAGUACUGCUUCCUCUCCGUCAUGCACACAGCACAGUAUCAGCAUGUUAUGCAGUCACAGAAUGGAGAGUGUAAAAGUUUUACCGGUGCUUACGUAACAGUUAUAAAGGCCUGUGUUAAAGAGGGAAUGGAUGAUGCAGUGCGAAUCUAUCUUUUCCCCAUUUUGUUAUUUAUUUAGACCAUAAGGAGUUCCUAUAUGAUGGGUAGCUUGGCUACAAGUCUCAUAACAAUACUGCGGCGCCUAAGACAAUCAUCUGGAUCUCUUACGCUGGGGAACUAGUUUCUCACCCACAGAGGGGUGUCCUCCAGCUAUUCAUAUACAAAGAUGCUUGAAGGGUUUUGAUAAACAAGCAUAUUUGUUGUCAUAGACAUUUAGGAAUAGAAUACAGUUGUAGAUCAUCUUGCACUUGCAUUUCAAAAUGAAAUAUCAUUGCUCUCAUCAGCCUUGUGCUCUUGUCAACCUUAAUCUCUUUCUUUUGCCCUUUUUAUCAACUCACAAUGCUUCUUCAGUUUCCAGUGUGUGUGUGUGUGUGUGUGUGUGUGUGUGUGUGUGUGCAUGUAUGUGUGAGUGCCUCUGUGUGUGCGUGUGUGUGUGUGUGUGUGUGUGUUUGCCAGAGAGGCAAUACUGUCAGUGUUGCUCUCAAAUGUAUAACUCCAUGUCUCAUGACUUGAUUUGUCAUUGCUGUUUCCCAGGCUUUGCUACUGCUUUCUCAGUGCCGUGCAAUAUCAUCUGUUGUGAUUGCUAAGCAAAUGAAAAAAAAGAAAGAAAAUUGAGAAGCAAGUGAUGAUGUCAUCCAGCUUUUUUCAGUGUUCAAAAUGUUUCAACAUUUCUGUAGUCACAAAAAGUAGAAAUAAACUGUUGGUAUUUCCAG